UACAUCAUAAUUAAUUAUCUACAAAAACAUGCAAUGAAAUUGCAGAAUGUACGUACCUAGCUAGUACCUGGACUGCUAUAAAACUAUAAGUAGUAGACCUUUCAUAUUUUUUAACUCAAUACUCAAUAUUUGCUCACCUGAAUCGAAAUCACAGACAGUAUGGGAGGAGGAGACAAGAACAAAGAGGACCCAAUGGCCAUCCCAGACUCUUCUCUGAUUCUGGAGACUCUCAGUGAGUACCUGAAGAUCCCCGUUAGCUCAUCAGAGGUCACGGUAAUGGCCAAGGUGACCGCCCUUGCUCAACCCAACGAGGAUCGAAGGGCACCUGUUACCAUCUGUGCAGCCAUUGAUAGGAGUGGCAGCAUGAAAGACCACCUUCCACUGUUGAAGGAGGCACUACAGUUCAUGACACAGCAGUUGAGGGGAGAGGACAAGCUCUGUCUGGUCUCCUUUGACCAUGAGGUUCGUAUAGAACUUCCCCUGACAACCAUGGAUGCCUCAGGCAAACAGUUGGCUGAGAAGGCCAUUUCGUCCCUCAAGGAAAGAGGACACACCAACCUCAGUGGAGGUUUACUCGCUGCUCUGGAGACCCUGUACCGGAUCUCGGCUGCUAAUGCCUCACUGGUGGAGUCAGUACUGCUGUUCACUGAUGGCAAGGCCAAUGUGGGGAUCAAGGACUCAAAGGCUCUCGUCAAAGCUACAAAAUCCCUGUUGGGCCAAAUCAAUCGCCAAGCCUGUGUGUUCACAUUUGGUUUCGGCUCUGAGCAUGAUGCAGACGCUCUCCACAAUAUAGCAGAGGCUGGCAAUGGACUCUUCUAUUACAUUGACAACAGUGACAGCAUCCCGGAGAGUUUCUGCGACUGCCUGGGGGGACUGCUCAGCGUGGCAGCACAGAAUGUGAGGCUGACCUUCAAGGCUGUCGGGGACUGUCAAAUCACCAAGCCACUCACCACCUUCAAGACUGAAGUAAAGGAGCCCAACAAAGUGUACGAAGUGAGCAUCCCAGAUAUCUACUGUGAAGAGGAGAAGUGUAUCUUGGCUAAAGUGACGGUAGUUGCCGACCCUAACGUCACGGAGGCUCUCACCGUUUCCAUGGUUACGUGUCAUGUGGAGUUCUUUGAUGUGAUGAAUUGCAAGCCCAACACAUGUGACUUUGAGUGUACAGUUGUGAGGAACAUCACCGUCUCCAAGCCAGUACACUCCGAUUACUAUGACGAUAUAGAGCUACACAAACUGAGAUGUGAAGUUGCAGAGAAGCUGGAGUCCGCCUCAAACCUUGCCACAAAAGGGGACAUUCCCGGAGCUAGGGACCUCCUGACCAAUCUGAGGGGGAGGAUACGAGAGAGUGUGGUGUUCCGGAGGCCACUGGGGGUGCAUCUUGUGGAGACUGUUGACGAGUCAUUGGGUGGCCUGCAAGAUAAGAUCACCUACCACAGGCAUGGAAAGGCUGUGAUGAAGAACUAUAUUGGCUCUCAUUGGCAACAGAGGUCUGCUAUGAAACCAACCAUUGAUGGCUACAUAAGGAGUCAGACCUCGCAACCAUACAGCUUGUCGAACCCCCCACCCCCACCUCCAAUGAGUGGGGCCAGCCUUCUAGCUCCACCCACUUCCAGUGCGUCUGCCUAUGACACCUUUUCUCCGUAUUGUACUGCCAGCAAGACGAGAAUGGUCAAUCGGAAGAAGGGAAUUUUUUAACUUUCUGCCAAUAAAUAUUAAUGUGUUUUUAUUCCAUCCUUUAUUUUUGUGUUGAUGAAUGGUUCCGACUGUCCUAAUUGUUGUUGUUGGCUGGAUUUAUAUUGUACAAAAGCUA
Halichondria panicea is the source of this 1810-nucleotide messenger RNA. RefSeq lists its product as uncharacterized. The transcript has 7 exons. The record is from RefSeq and is a predicted model, not a curated record. The coding region runs from base 160 to 1695 and encodes 511 amino acids. Lineage: Eukaryota; Metazoa; Porifera; Demospongiae; Suberitida; Halichondriidae.